Anopheles coustani is the source of this 1333-nucleotide messenger RNA. RefSeq names its product transmembrane protein 216. The record is from RefSeq and is a predicted model, not a curated record. NCBI's taxonomy places the organism in Eukaryota, Metazoa, Arthropoda, Insecta, Diptera, Culicidae. Gene Ontology annotation, biological process: non-motile cilium assembly. The transcript has 2 exons. Gene Ontology annotation, cellular component: ciliary transition zone. Bases 308 to 721 code for a protein of 137 amino acids.
UGUGCGGUGGAGGCUUUUUCCACGAGUGAGCUUAGAUAGAUAGGAAAAAAUUAACGUUCCGCAGGAGCAGAACUAUUUCGUUAAUCGACCCAAUCCGUCCGGCUUCUAUUGUAGGCUCGGACGGUGCACAGUCCAUUGCGUGACACGGUGAUGCGGACAGCAACCCCGUUCCGCUUCAAAAGCCAUCAAUGUCCGCUUGUUCCCGCUGGAUGAUUAUGUGCCCGCAGUGAUCCGGGUGCAGCGAAACGGAGCAAACACUCAAACAACCUGGCGGCCCUAGCAACGGAGUGAAAACGAACUAAUAACGAUGGGAAAUCCAAGCUUAACCUACGAAAUUCUACUGUACCUCAACUCGUUUUACUUCGGAAUGUUCGCUACCUGUGAACUCGGAAUGCUCACUUUGAAGGCAGUCAAUUUGAAAUAUCCUGAUCACAUUCUGUUACGCGAGGCCUGCAUUCUGGUGGCCCUCUGCUUGGUAGAAACAAUCCGAAUCAUCCUGGGUAGACGGGGCAGCCUUAGCGACCAUGGUUGGCAUGUGAUCCUGUCCGUCUUUCUGACCAUCCCCUGUGGCAUGGGCGUAGGUUACCUGCUCUUCUACCAGCUGCACCGACUACGCCUGGAGUACAUCCUAUGUGCCUUAAUGUUAUCACUACAGGCAGCAGAACUGUUCUUUGCGAUACUCUUCGUAUUCACGCUCUGUCGGCCGCCUUCCUACGAUUAGUUUUGUAACCAUCGCAAAAACUGCCAAAGCAAACCCGAACGAAAUGUUCACAGAUUCAUUGUGGGUUCUCGUGUCCGACAAAUACCCUCCUCUGGUAAUUCCCUACGGCUUUUACCAGUUGCACCUGCCUGAACAAACAUUUAGAAGCAAUACCUAGUUGAAUGCCCAGUUAGAAACAGGUACUGCUAAAAAGCGAACAUAAAAAUCGAGCCUAUAAAGAUCUGCACACCAUUGUGCCCAUCAUCAUGUUGCUCAAUUUGGCCAAAACGCCAUGUGCCAUCGUAAGGCUGGUAGUGACUAGGUGCCAUGUAGUUUACAGAAUAAUGGUUGCAACCAUGACAGAGCAGACUUUUUAUGCCAUCUACACCAUGUCGUGUUGUCUAAAAUAAGCGUUUACCAAGGCACAGCAUACGAAAGGAGUGCGUCCGGUGGCGAGAUGACUGUUUCGAGUGGUUACUGCUGUAGGAUAGAUUUAACAUUUAACUUCAAACAAAUAUGCCUGCGGCGAAAGGUAGCUUCUUUUCUCAGUUUUUUUUCAUGCACCGCAUAUUCGAGUGACGAUACACACUUUAAAAUUAACAUUUUCAAUAUUUAUUCCUCGUGCAGUCCUUU